This is a messenger RNA of Phoenix dactylifera (date palm), 3820 nucleotides long. NCBI's taxonomy places the organism in Eukaryota, Viridiplantae, Streptophyta, Magnoliopsida, Arecales, Arecaceae. The record is from RefSeq and is a predicted model, not a curated record.
CUUGCAUGGGACAGACCCUUAAUGGGUUAUCGGAUUGGGUCACGCCCGAUAACCCGAAUCCUAACGGGUCUGAGCUGAAAAAAAAGAAAGAAAAGAGAAAAAAAAAGAAAAAAGAAGAAGAGAAAAAAACGGAAAACCUUACCUGUUCAUCGCCGCCUCCAUCUUCCUUGCCGCCGCCCACCACUCCCCCUUCCGCCGCGCUCCGCCCUGCCUCGCCGAGCGCCGCCGCCCGAGCUUCCGCCUCACCAUCUCCACUGCCACCCGCUCGCCGCUUCCUCUGCCUUUGCUGCCGCCCGAGCCGUCGCCGCCUCCAUCUCCGCCGCUCCGCCUUCGCCGCCGCCGCCGCCGCCGCCACCUUCUUUUCCCCCCUUCCACUCCGUACCCCUCUUUGCCCCUUCGGCAUCAAACCCACCGCAUAUCACCACCGCCUCGAGCCCUCCUUCCUCGUCUUCUCCUUCCACCACCAACCCCUCUCCCAACCCUCUUUGUCUCUUUUCCUUUCUCAGGGGUUUUCGGUAACAAGCCCCCGCACCACGCCCCACCUCCUUCUCUUCACGGGUUUCAGCACCGAAACCGCUGCCGUCCUGCAUCACCACCAGAGACCCAAAACAGAGGAUGUUGGAGGAGAUUUGGGUGGAGCAAAGGAGCUAAGCUGGUCCUCCCAUGGCGGCGGCGGCGGCGGCUUCUAGGACCUUUCUCCUCUUCCAUCCCAAGCUUCUAGAAGCUUCCAGAAUCUUCUCCUACUUCCCUAGGCAUCGCCGGAACCUCCCCCUCCUCCUCCGCCGGAGCUCGUCUCAGUCCGCCGCCCAACCGACGCUCGAAGCCCAAGCUCGGAACUUAGAUUCCCCAUCCGGGAUCGCGAACGUGGUGGAUAUCCUCCAAGAGAGGGGCCUCGUCGAGUCCAUCACCAGCGAGAGUAUCAGGUCCGCGUGCUCCAACCCUAUCGUCAGCCCCCUUAAGGUCUAUUGCGGCUUCGACCCGACCGCUGAAAGCUUGCACCUUGGUAACCUCCUCGGUCUCAUCGUCCUCUCCUGGUUCCGGCGAUGCGGACACAAGGCCGUCGCCGUGAUCGGCGGCGCCACCGGCUGCAUCGGAGACCCCUCCGGCAAGAGUUUAGAGAGGCCGGAACUGGACGUCGAAACUCUCGAGAAGAACAGCGCAGGGAUUAAAAAUAUUAUCUCUAAGAUCUUAAGGGAUGAGAAUUCUGUUGCCGGAACUGGAAAGGAGAAAGCUUUGGAUGUGGGGAGUGAGAAAGGUAGCAUCUUGGAGACAGGUGUUCGAGAAAAUGCGAAUUUGAAUCCGCAUUCUGAAAACAAUGGGAAUUUGAAUGUUCGUAUUGAAAAGAAUGCAGCUUUGGAUUCGCGGUUGGAUGAUUCUUUCACCAUUUUGAACAAUUAUGAUUGGUGGAAGGACAUCACGCUGCUGGAUUUCCUCAGGGAAGUAGGGAGGUUUGCUCGGGUAGGUGUGAUGAUGGCAAAGGAGAGUGUCAAGAAAAGGUUAAUGUCCGAGGAAGGAAUGAGUUAUACCGAGUUCACUUAUCAGCUCUUGCAAGGCUAUGACUUUCUAUAUCUGUUUAAGAACAUGGGUGCGAAUGUUCAGAUAGGUGGGAGUGAUCAAUGGGGAAACAUUACGGCUGGGACCGAGCUGAUUCGGAAGAUAUUGCAGGUUGAAGGAGCUUACGGCUUGACAUUUCCCCUUUUGCUCAAAAGUGAUGGGACCAAGUUUGGGAAGUCUGAAGGGGGAGCAACAUGGUUGUCAGCGUCGAUGUUGUCGCCUUAUAAGUUUUACCAGUACUUCUUCUCAGUGCCAGAUAUUGAUGUUGUGAGGUUUCUAAGGAUUUUAACUUUCUUGAGUAUGGAGGAGAUUCGGGAGUUGGAGGACGAGAUGAAGAAACCUAGUUAUGCUCCCAACACGGCCCAGCGGAGGCUCGCAGAAGAGGUAACUCGGUUUGUUCAUGGAGAGGACGGACUCACCGAAGCAUUGAAGGCAACAGAAACGUUAAGACCAGGGGCAGAAACAAAGUUGGAUUGGGAGACCAUUGAGGGGAUAGCAGAGGAUGUGCCAUCAUGUUCUUUGGCAUAUGGUCAGGUGUUGAAUUCUUCUUUAGUUGAUCUUUCAGUUUCUACUGGUCUGCUGAGCAGUAAGUCUGCUGCAAGGCGUCUGAUGAAGCAGGGAGGUCUUUAUUUGAAUAACAGAAGGGUUGAUAAUGAGGCUAAGGUGAUUGAGGCUGGUGACAUAGUUGAUGAGAAAAUACUACUGUUAUCUGCUGGAAAGAAGAACAAAAUGGUCAUAAAGAUAUGCUGAAUCAUCUUCAAGAAUAUCAUGUAAACUUCAUGAACUUUACACCUUGCUCUUUGCUUCUGUUCAGCUGAAUGUUUGUGAAGUCACAUUGAAAGCAUUUAAAUCUGCAUAAAGGAUGGUCUCAGAGACAUUGUUCAGAGAGAUUUUGUUUGAGGAAAAUAAAUCCGAUCACAUUCUUUACGUAGGAGGUCUCAUUAAUUCACCAGACUCAAAGAAUGAAAUAAUCAGUCAAUAUGGUGCAUGGUAAAAAAUUAGAGAUCCGUGCAUUUUGAAUAUAUGCUUCAGAAAGAUGUUUGCCACUGUGUUAUGAUCAUGAAUCCAGACUGAUAUUUCAAUCCGUCCGCUUUGUUUGUUUUCCUUAUCUAAUCUGGUAGGAGCUUUUUCACUUUCUUAAUUUGUUUUGUGUUUUAGAUUUUCACAUCCAUAUCAAGAACAUUGAUUAGUAAACCUGCCUUAUUUUCGCUUAUAAACAAAAUCUAAUUCUCUCAUCUCUUCAAAAACAAAAUCUAGUUCUCUCGUCUUCUAAACAAAAUUUAAUUCAUUAAGCAUUGAGGAUAAACAUCUACAAUAUUGUUUGUAAAACCAACACCGUUGUUCUUGUUCUUCCAUUUUUCUCUUUUCCAAUUAAAUUUAUUCUCCUCUUAACAUGCUUCUCAGACAUGAGUUGGUUGAUUUUUACAGCUUGUUCUACAGCAUGAAUUCUUCAGUUACUUUCCCUUUUAACUCCCCAUGCAGUGGAAUUGAUUACUUUGUUCUUAUUGAACCAGAAUCAGCUUGACCAACUUAUUCUUUCUCUAGAUCAGUAAGCCCAUCUGUUGAGGUAGGUGCUGUUUAAUUUAUGGCAUGUUUUGAAUUCUGUACCAUAGAAAUGACCAUCUAGGGUAGUCCAACAUGGAUGUGGUAUUUAUUGACCUCAACCUGCCAACCCGUCCAAAUCCGCCUGAGAUAAAUAGGUUUAGUUAGAAUUUUUAUAAUUUGGUUGGGUGGGUUAGCCUACCUCAACAUGAUCAUAAACAGGUAUGGAUUUGACCCCUUUGAUAGGUCACCAUGGUUUGAACAAAUAUCUCCAAAACCUUAGAAAAACUGUAUUUGUGCAAUUGGCUAUGAAGCCAAGAAGUGGUUUGGAUGACUAAGAAGGUUAAUGGGGGAAAAAAAAAGAGUGAAGGGAAUGGCAUAUUCAAUUGUGUUUUUUCUUCAAUUUUUUCUUCUUGCUUACUCAUUUUGUUUGGAUGCUAACCUAAAAUCCUCUACUUUUGGUCAUUUCUUAAGAUACAUAUUUGAUAUACCAAUCACUAAUUGGGUUGGUGGGUUGAAUAUGGGUCUAUGUAAAUUAAAUGAGUUACCUUUCAUUUAUACUUUUCAUUUUUCAAUCUGAUUAUAAAUGAGUCUGGUAUGGGUUUUAAGAUUCUUUUGACUUGAAGUUGAUCCGAGCCAAACCCAACACCUGCCACCCCUGGUCCAGAAUGUAAGAGUACACCAACUCCUAGAAUUAGCCUUAUGUGCCUGCGUUGAGAUAUUA